AUGAAUUUUGGUAAAAUUGAAUCAACUAUAGAGUUUGAACAAGCCCAUAAAACUAUUGAAAAAUAUCAGUCAGAGAACAGAUUAGAACUCCUGAAUAAACCGAAAGACUUACCGAUCGAUAUAAAUGAAUUUUUACCCUUCACAUUACCUAUCGAAGAUAACAACAGAAUAGUAGCAAUAGUUAAAGCAAUAAGACUUAUAUUUAACUUCGGCCAACUAUCUGAUACUUAUUUCGUAACCGUUAGAAUACCUCUACCUAGAGACCCAGAAGAACUAAAAGUAUUGAA
Dentiscutata erythropus is the source of this 287-nucleotide messenger RNA. The record is from the annotation of a GenBank genome assembly. Lineage: Eukaryota; Fungi; Glomeromycota; Glomeromycetes; Diversisporales; Gigasporaceae.